AUGGUGAUCGCAAUUUCCAAGCAUUUUGGAUGGCCCAUCGACCAGCUUGAUGUGGUGACAGCUUUCCUGUAUGGCGUCAUGAAGGAACAAGUGUUCUGCGUGAUUCCUGAAGGCGUCGAACUUGACAGUACGUUCGACUGCCUGGAAUCGGUGAAGUCAAUUUACGGCCUCAAGCAAGCGUCGCGAGUGUGGAACGAGACGUUCGACGAGUAUGUGUGCUCCAUCGGAUUUCAAGUAUCGGACUUCGACCCAUGUCUCUACAUCAAGACUUCGGACGGCCAUUGCGUGUUUAUACUGGUCUACGUGGACGACGUCUUGGUGACUGGAAGCUCACUCGAGCUGAUUGCACAAACCAAGAACGACCUGAAGACGCGGUUCGAAAUGACGGACAGCGGCAAGUGUGCGUUUGUUCUUGGGAUCGAGCUUUUGGACGGUGAAGAUGGCAGUGUGACACUAUGUCAGCGUCGGUAUGUCGAUGAUAUCCUCAAGCGCUUUGGCAUGGAUGAUUGCAAGGCAGUCGCAAGUCCAGUCGACAUGAGCUCUCGACUUGUUUCAAGUGAUGCAACUACCAAGGUCGAUGCUCCUUUUCGCGAAGCUGUUGGUGCGUUGAUGCACCUGACCACUGCAACGCGUCCGGACAUUGCGUUUGCUGUGGGCUAUGUGUCGCGGUUCAUGGAAAAUCCCCAAGAAGAACACUGGGUUGCAGUUAAGCGUAUCUUUCGCUACCUACAAGGCACCAAGACGCAUGGAAUUUGCUACAAGCCAAGUGCAAGGAUCGACUUCCGUGGAUAUUCGGAUGCGGAUUGGGCUGGUGAUCUUACCGACCGCAAGUCAACAUCGGGGUACACGUUCAUGCUACUCGGUGCGCCAGUGAGUUGGGGCAGCAAGAAGCAGCCAAGUGUUUCGUUGUCCACGAGUGAAGCCGAAUACAUCGCAAUCAGCUUGGCGAUUCAAGAGGGCAAGUGGAUUCAUCGUCUGCUUUGUGAGAUCGUGAUGGCUGCCAAUGAAGAAGGACCGGAACUCAUGAUCCAUGAAGACAAUCAGUCAUGUAUCAAGAUGACGAAGAACCCAGUCAACCACGGCCGUGCCAAGCACAUUGAUAUCAAGUACCAUCACAUCCGUGAUGAGGUCAAGCGCGGUGAAGUGAAGCUCAAGUACUGUGAAACUGCGGUGAUGUUAGCGGACAUCAUGACGAAGGGACUUCAUGGACCACGCCACAAGGAGAUGACGACGGCUCUCGGGAUUCGUGAGCAUUCGGAUUGA
Messenger RNA from Peronospora matthiolae, 1263 nucleotides. Lineage: Eukaryota; Oomycota; Peronosporomycetes; Peronosporales; Peronosporaceae. The record is from the annotation of a GenBank genome assembly.